Molecule: messenger RNA, 7708 nt
Organism: Anneissia japonica
Lineage: Eukaryota; Metazoa; Echinodermata; Crinoidea; Comatulida; Comatulidae
Product: low-density lipoprotein receptor-related protein 6-like
Exons: 23
Coding region: 135-4988 (1617 amino acids)
Molecular function (GO): protein binding
Source: RefSeq, a predicted model, not a curated record
GCAAGCUUCAUAAAAUGUACAUGAAAAUAACGAGGGAACUGUUAAGUUGUUUACUGCUAAGUUCUAAUAUCAACACUUGGGAUUCACAUUUGACGACUGUAGAAAAUGCCUUUGGAAGUAUAUAACCCUAGCAUAUGGGAGCGAUGAGGUUUAUGACUACACUCAUCAAUUUUUGUUCCAUAAUACUGGCUGUAAGAGCCGAACCGUAUCUUGUGUAUGCAAAUCGUAGAGAUAUCCGCCUUAUCGAUGCCGGGAGUGAUAAACCGAAGACUAGCCAUGCGGUGGUAAUAAACGGUCUAGACGAUGCCGCUGCUGUGGAUUUUAUAUAUGAGGAGCAAUAUUUCUUUUGGACGGACAUCAAUCUUGCCCGCAUUAGUAAAACAUUUUUUAAUGGUACGCGGGGCAAUGAAGAGGAGGACAUUAUUACAUCGGGCCUCAUAUCAAAUGAUGGACUCGCAUGCGACUGGAUUGGUCGUAAAAUAUAUUGGACGGACUCAGAAACAAAACGCAUUGAGGUGGCCAACCUUGAUGGCAGUUCGAGAAAAGUUCUAUUUUGGGAGGAUUUGGACCAACCACGUGCGAUUGCGUUGGAUCCAGUAAAUGGGUAUAUGUAUUGGACAGAUUGGGGGGAAUUGCCAAAAAUUGAGCGUGCUGGGAUGGACGGUACACAGCGCUCUGUAGUUAUAGAUGAAAAUAUAUAUUGGCCGAACGGCUUAACAAUAGAUUAUGAAGAGUCUCGGCUCUUCUGGGCAGAUGCCAAACGAACGUUUAUUCAUAGUUGCAAUUUUGAUGGAUCUAAUAGGACUUCCGUGGUUGAGGGAGCUGAUUUGCUGCCCCACCCUUUUGCAUUAACUUUGUACAGAGAUACUUUAUAUUGGACAGACUGGGAGCUGCAUAGAAUUUCUUCUUGUAAUAAAUAUAAUGGAAGCAAUAGAAAAGUUGUAAAAAAUGAUGUUUUCUCACCCAUGGAUAUACAUGUUUAUUCAGCAGCAAGGCAAAGGAAAUCAAAUACCAAUCCUUGUUCAAAGAACAAUGGAGGAUGUUCACACCUCUGCCUGAUGGCACCUAAUGAAUUGCAUUAUUCUUGUGCCUGCCCAACUGGUGUGUUGCUCCUAGAAGACCAACAUACCUGUGCAGAUGGCCCUCGUGAGAUUCUACUUUUGGCAAAAAGGCGAGAUAUUCGGCGGAUUUCGUUGGACACACCAGAUUACACCGACGUCGUGAUUCAACUCAAGGACGUGAAAAAUGCCAUUGCUAUUGACUACGAUCCCAUCGAGGGCUUCAUGUACUGGACCGAUGACGAAGAACAUGCUAUCCGACGAUCAAAACUGGAUGGCACAGAGAGCGAGUACAUUAUUCAGCGGGAUAUCUCAAGCCCGGAUGGAAUUGCUGUCGAUUGGAUCUCGCGCAACCUCUACUGGACAGACACCGGCAGCAACAGAAUCGAAGUUUCUCGUUUAAAUGGAACGUCACGUCUUGUACUUAUUGAUGAUGAUUUAGACGAACCAAGAGCUAUUGCUGUUGAUCCUGAAGAUGGAUAUAUGUACUGGACUGAUUGGGGUGAAAAUCCUAAGAUAGAGCGUGCAGCAUUAGACGGGAGUCACCGUAAAAUUCUUAUAAACACAUCACUGAAUUGGCCCAAUGGUAUUGCUGUCGACUACGAACAACGGAAAAUAUACUGGGGUGAUGCUCAAACCGAUAGGAUUGAGCGAGCUGACUUGGACGGUAGAAAUCGUGUGAUUUUGGUUGACUCUUCAGAAACCCCCCAUAUAUUUGGUUUUAGCUUACUUGGUGAUUAUGUAUAUUGGACUGAUUGGCAGCGGCGUUGUAUUGAACGUGUGAAUAAAUAUACCGGUAAGGACCGCGAACUGAUCAUCGACGCACUCCCGGAUUUGAUGGGCCUCAAAGCAAUCGAUCUAACAAAGAAAUCAGGAACGAAUCCUUGUAAUGAGGAAAAUGCUGGAUGUAGUAAUCUGUGUUUUUAUAAACAUGCCGCGGUUGUUUGUAUGUGCCCAACUGGGUUGGAGUUACAUGCAGAUAAGAAGACUUGCAUCGUACCUGAAGCAUUCCUUGUGUUCCUGCGGCAAAACAUCGGCCUUCGUCGCAUCGCGCUGGAAACUAACAACAGCGAUGUUGCGAUACCAGUCGUAGGGGCAAGGGAAGGGUCUGCCCUUGAUUUUGACUUUGUUGGUGAUAGAAUAUAUUGGUUCAACAGGAAGACAAAGGAAAUAAUGACCGCUUUUAUGAACGGGAGUGGGUAUGAAAUUGUCAUUGAGUAUGGGCUUGAGUUCCCAGAAGACAUUGCUGUUGAUUGGACGGGCAAGAACCUGUACUGGACAGACACAGGCACCGAUCGUAUAGAAGUAUCGAGAUUGGAUGGCUCAUCUAGGCGCGUGUUAAUUUGGGAAGAUGUAGAGGCUCCGACUAGCUUAGCUCUUGAUCCAGUAGCUGGAUAUAUGUACUGGAGUGAGUGGAGUACUCCAUAUCGUAUUGCAAGAGCACAUAUGGAUGGGACAAACCGGAAGGUGUUGAUGCUUGUUGAGGGGCGUGCCAAUGGACUUACCAUCGAUUAUCAGGCCCGUCGGCUUUUCUGGGUCGAUUUGGAUCUCAGCGAGAUUUAUUCAUCGAACUUAGAUGGGAGUAAUAAAAUUCAGGUGGUACAAGAUGGCAUAACAAAUCCUCUAGGACUUACCCAGUACAAUGAAUUCAUUUACUGGGCUGACUUGUCAGCCAUGACAAUUGAACGUGCGAACAAGACCAGUGGAGCGGGACGCGAGAUCAUUCAAGGCCAACAAGAUCAUGUACUUGAUAUCAAAGUUUUCCACAAGUCUCGUCAAGCAGGGAUUAACAAGUGUAAUUCCCACAAUGGCGGUUGUUCUGAUUUGUGCCUUGCACAUCCGGAUGGUUUUCGGUGCAAGUGUGAAGCACACCACACAUUGAACUCGGACAACACUACCUGUUCAGCUCCUGAAGCAUUCCUGAUUUACAGUCAAAGGGACACGCUGAACCGAAUGUUAUUUAACUUUGAGGAACCAGAUAUUGUUCUUCCAAUCAGCGAAACCCAGACCGUGAAGGCGGUUGAGUAUGAUUUUGAGGCCGAAAUCAUAUUCUGGAUAGACAAGAAGAACAAAAAGAUAAUGCAUGCAAAAAGCAAUGGUAUUUCCCCCAAACCACUAGUUUCAGGCAAUGAUAUUAGUCCUUAUGACAUGGCCUUUGAACCAUACAGCAAGCUGAUUUUCUGGACCUGUGAUUCUUUCAAUCAAAUUAACGUUGUUCAGGCGAAUGGAACAGUGAUGGGAGCCAUCGUCCAAAAACCUCAUCAGAAACCAAGAAGUAUUGCACUGCUUCCAUUGAAAGGGCUGAUGUUCUGGACCAACAUGCAGGAGGGCAAACCUACACUGGAGCAGGGUUCUCUAGAUGGAUACACUAACCACCUAGAGCUGAUCAGCACAGGCCUAUAUGAACCUGGUCCAAUCACGGCAGAUGCAGAUUCAAACCGAGUCUACUGGUUUGACCACAGGUUACAGGCCAUUGAAUAUGUUGAUAUUACUAGUGGUACUCGUUCUCGUCCAGUCAGUGAUAAUAUCGUGAAGGUUGUUGGCCUGACCGUUUAUGGUGAUUUCAUCUACUGGGUGGAUAAACAUAUGAAAUGUAUAAAACGUGCCAAUAAGAACUCGGGAGAUAAUCAACAAACAAUGCUAGGACGUAUGGACCUCUUAACUGAUAUACUCGCUGUCAAGAAGCCCACAGACGCUUCCCAGCCCUGUUCUUUCAGGAAUGGGCAUUGUUCCCACUUCUGCAUCCCAACUGGGGUAGGCACUGCCCGCUGCUCAUGCCCUAGCCAUCUGAACUUACACGAAGAUGAGGUACAGUGCAUUGAACCUCCAACUUGUGCUCCAGAUUAUUUUGCGUGUUUGUCUGGUAACGGGGAGUGCAUUCCAAAAACGUGGUUAUGUGACACGGAACCUGACUUUUUCUUUGUUGUAGGCUCAUGUGCAGAUGAUGAAUUUGUAUGUGAUGAUGGCAGCUGUGUCCCUGAAGGCAACCGGUGUGAUGGAGCGCCACAAUGUGAUGACGGAUCAGACGAGGAAGCCUGCUCAGAACCGUGUUUCCAUUGGCAGUUUGUGUGCAAAAACAAGCAGUGUGUAGAUGUAGAGAACCCCCUGUGUGAUAACAUAACACAGUGCAAGGAUAAAAGUGAUGAAUUCAAUUGUACAGUGUCAGUUAGACAGUCCCAAACCAACGACUUCAAAGAGAAGGCCUUAGUAGCUGCAAUCAUAUUCAGCAUUGUGCUGGCUGUGAUUAUCAUAACGUUGGUGAUUUGCUGUCGACGUUUGAACCCAAGCGAGGCGUUGGACAACGAGAGGUAUAACAGCGCCAGCCAACACAACCUCUCAACAGUACUGGUCCUCAACCAACUUCACAAAGAACAAACAACUCGUAAAUACUUAAAUUCAACAGUGAUGAUGCACCCAAAGACGACGAACCUCACAAACUCAUUGAAAGGAAACAGUAGUGCAGGAACAGGGGUAAACGAAAGACCAAGGCCAACCGGCACCUCCUCGUGCUCCAGUAACAGUGUCUCCGGAUAUCCCAAGGAGACCCUUAACCCCCCUCCAAGUCCAGUCACGGAAAGGUCACAUUUUCCAGUGGUGUAUUUUAAUCAGCCAAGUCCAAAACUGCCUCUGAAAUCCUGUUAUAAACACUACAAAGUUAGAAAUAUUCCACCUCCUCCAACACCAUGCAGCAGUGACAUCUGUAAUGACAGUGAACCAACUACUAACUUGCACAAAAAGCGUCGCAAAGGAGGGCGCUAUUAUAAGUGCGUGGAAGUGAAGUAUGACCUGGCGGAUCCGUAUCCGCCACCGCCCACGCCGCAAAGCUGUUUGUCAGACAACCAGGAGAGUUGUCCUCCGUCACCCUCGACAGAGAGGAGUUACUUCAACCCGUACCCCCCACCUCCAUCACCAGCGACAGAUUCCACUUAAACUGUGAGAGGUGGGGAAGAUCCAAUUUUGUAUUAUUAUAAAGAAGAUAUUUUUCUACAGCAAAUAACUGGACUGGAUUUAUGGUUUGGUGGUGUAUAUUGUGUAUCAUAUGCUUGUACAGCAAUUAAUUAUGACAUUUGUGGAUAUUGUACAGUUCCUAAUAAUUAGCAUUUUUAUAUAGAUAAAUGAUAUUUCUGUACCGCUGAAAAGAAAAUAUCAUUUAGCGAAGACAAGACAGUCCUGAGAUGGCAUUAGAAGUACAUAGUAAACAAAGUUACAACUGUUAGUGUACAGGUAAAGAUGUAUACUACAUACUUAAGGCAAAAGGAAAUGUUUAACAAAUAACACAAAUAUGCAUAAUAUUAAAGGUACACAAGUUGCAAUAUUAUGGUACUUAGUAUUGAAGUGGAAAAAAUUCUAAGUUAAUUUAAAAACGAAAGUCAUGACUGACCAAUUUUUUGACAUUUGGAACUAAUUAUUCCGAUUUUAUUUUUUCCCUUCUGUUCAUUCUUGCAUUCAAAAAACUGUCAUUUAAUUUAAAAAAAAUUAUCAUUUAAAAGAAUGUAAAAAAAUAGAAAAAAAAACAUCAAAAUUUAAAUAAACUGAAACAAGAAAAAGUAAUCAGGGAUUAAAAAAAAGCAUCAUCAUCCGGAACCGUAUGCUGCUACUAAGAACAUUAGAUCUUGUCAGUCAGACUUAACUGACCAAUCAGAGCAGGGCAGGAACAUGUGCUAAGCAUAUGACCUCGACAACAAUAUCCGAGGGGUGGGACUUAUUGGGGAAUGGUCCAGCCAUUGAUACCAUUAAUUUUAACCAAGUAAAUUUAUCAUUACUGUUUUCAAGAUUGGCUCAAGUCUUGCAAUUUUCUAUAGAAUAAUGCACUGAAAUUUCUGCAAAACCCAUUGAGGGAAAAUGUUGUAAAUUAUUUAAAAUUCAUAAAAAAAUAUAAUUCUUGCAGAAACUUACCAUUCAAAUUAUAAUUAUUAUAAUUAUUGUUUCAUUAUUCAAAUUAUAGAUCUGUGAUAUGCAUGUUUUUUUUUUAUAAUCAUGAGAUUCAACCUGAAAAAAUGUUUAUCUUUAUUGGAAGUAUUUAUAAAUAUUUGUAAUAAUUGCCACCUAUUUUUCUUCCUAGUUACCUUUUAUUUAUUUUGUAGAAUUAAAGAACUUUGGUAGCAACUGGACUUUGAUGGUGUGUGACAGUUUAAAAUUGAAUCAUUAACCCAUCUGGGAAGAAACCAUAAUUUUUGUAAAAAGAUUAACAAUUUUGUAACAAAAUUUUAUAUCCAUAUUCUUGAAAUGAUCAUAAUAAUUGAAAACAUAAUGUACGAUAACCAGUUGUACGUUAACAUUAUACAAGGCUUGCCAUCCCGUAACCAGCGUACUGUCGUUAAUAUUGUUAAACUGAAUAAUUAGCAUAAGAUUGUGGCAGUAUUUUGGUAGAGAUGCGAGAAUACUUUUACUCAUGACUUUGGCAAUAAUAUGUUGAUUCCAUUAUUUUAAAUCUUAUAAUGUGGAGGAAAUACAUUAAAAAGUGCAUUCAUGUUUUUUAUCACUGUCCCUGGUUUCGGCAAGGCAAGCCCCAUAUAUAUAACCUUACUUUUCUUCCAUCUUAUGUUCGAAGGAUGCCUCAAAAGAUUAUUUUUGAAUGUAUGUACUUUUAUUUAUUAUAGCAUACCAUAUCUACGACAAAAAAUAUACAUGUUUAUAAGAAGUGCCUCGACUUAAGUGUGAAUAAAAAUAUUGAGAAAAUUUCUUCUCAGUGCGAGAUACUCUAAUUAAAGAGCAAAAUCUCGUGGCAUAUUUUAAAGAUUGACGUUUUGUAUGUAAAUUUUUAAAAAAGAUCUUUGUCUUCCUAAAGAUAAAUAUUUCCAUCUUGUCAAUCAAAUAAUUAUCAUAUGUAAAUCAGAUUUAAACACAUAUCACUUUGUUUUUUUCUUCCUUAAUUGUAUUAUAAACAUGAAUGACUAACUGCCACAGCCAAACCAAACUGAAGAUUGACAUUGAAUUUUCUAUUUGUUAAAUCUAUCUUGCAGCAGCUUCCAUAGUAAAUGGGCUUCAGAGAUAAAGUACGGUGGGGGGGGGGGGGGGGAGAUUAAAAAUUUGUGCUUGGUAUAAUGUUGUUCGCCAAACGCAGGUACUGCUGCGGUUGCAACUAGUAAAUUUGCAUCGUAUGUUGUUUACCAUAGAGUAUUAUGGGUGAAAGGUGAAAUGUAUUAUUUUCAUCUUUUAUCUUUUGUUAAUCCUUUUAUAAAAUAAUGUUAAUAAACAUAUUGCUGCAAAAUGUUUUUAUUAUACAUUAUAAAACACUGGUAUUUAAAUCUUAAUAAUAAUACUACAAAUUCAAUAUCUUUACACCAGGAUACCUUUAACCAAUUAUGCAUUUGGUAAACAACUACAUGAUGUAAUAAUGUUUGCUAUUGCACUGUCCUUCCAUGUUCAUCAACUGUGACUUCCUUAUACAGAUGGAUGAGAGGGGGUGGGGAUGGGGUUGUAUAAUGCGAUUGGUUUGGUACACUCAUUUUUUUUUAUAUAAAUACAAGAGAAAAUAAAGAUUGAUAAAUGCUAGGUGAAUGCAUUUAUAAUUUAGGUCUAUAAAUUCAUCAGUAUAUUAGAUUUCAGAGUGAUUAGAUACGGAUGUGAACAUUUUCCUAUUUAGUGACUAAGCAGCGUCGCUCUAAAAUGUAUGUGGUCUGAGUACAGAAUAAAUUUUAUACUUCCAA